AUGUCCUGUCCAGUCCUUUCUGUCACAGUCCAGUUAGCAAAGAUUGCUGACGGAAGAAAUCAGCUGUUUCGAUUGAGCGCUAAGCAAUUUCUAGUGGGGAAAUGGUCAGCUGUCUUCUCAAAUCACCUGUGCUUUCUCUCAAGUCGCAUUCAGCUGCUUUUUUCAGUAUCUCACUGUCGUGUUCUAUUGCGUAAAUGCCAAGCGCUCGCCAACUCGGCCCAUGUUCUAGAGGCAAGAUCGAAGGUCUCCACCGGACGGGCUUGUCUCAUCCGUGAAAUUGCCAGAUUGUUAGGAAAGUCUCGUGGGGCAGUACAGAAGUGCGUGAAACGAUGGGAAGAAGGCAGUAGUGAUUACAUCGAGCGAUCUGGAAGGAAAAGAUCAACGUCGGCUAGGGAGGAUCGUUUACUCGAACGACUUGCACUUACUGACAGAAAGGUGACGACGAGACGGUUGCAAGGUAGACUUUCAGCGGCAUGUGGGAAGUCAUUGUCCCGAAGAACCAUCACUCGCCGUCUCAGGCAAAAAGGAAUUUGUGCUCGCCGUCCACGCAAGAAGCCGCAAUUGAAUCGUGAACAUCAGCGAUGUCGACGUGCGUGGGCGGUCACCCAUCGUGGCUGGACGUUGGAGGACUGGAAACGUGUUGUCUUUUCCGAUGAGGUGAAAAUCAGCAUCGGAAGUGAUGGCUGCCUGUACGUGUGGCGGAGAAAAGGGGAGGAAUUUAGCGCAGAAUGUUGUCAGCCAGUAGUGCAGCAUCCAACGAGCAUUAUGCUAUGGGGUUGCAUCAGCUUUCAAGGUCUAGGCUCUCUUCAUCGCAUACGAGGCCAUCUGAAUUCAGAAGACUACCAACAGAUCCUGGGUGAUGUCAUGCUGCCAGAUGCUCGAACUUCCAGCAAGACAACGCGACAAUUCACACCUCGCGCUCAACCAGGCAAUGGCUGCGGGACGAGGUUACUGUCUUGGACUGGCCUGCUAAGUCGCCAGAUGCAAACCCCAUUGAAAAUCUAUGGCAUGUUCUGCAGGUUCGGGCAAAUGAAAAACAUCCUGAAACCGAACAAGAGUUGUGGGAAGCAGUGCAGAUGGCUUGGCGCGAAAUACCCCAGGGAUUAA
Molecule: messenger RNA, 1107 nt
Organism: Corticium candelabrum
Lineage: Eukaryota; Metazoa; Porifera; Homoscleromorpha; Homosclerophorida; Plakinidae
Exons: 2
Coding region: 1-1107 (368 amino acids)
Biological process (GO): DNA transposition; DNA integration
Molecular function (GO): DNA binding
Source: RefSeq, a predicted model, not a curated record